AUGGGCUCCCUGGGCAAGAGCGCCAAUAGGCGCGUCCCCGGCAAAUCCGUGAAGCGGAAGUCGGACAAGAAAGAUAAAACCGCCAAGCAGACGGUGGAAUCCGAGUAUGAGCCGGUGUCUUGGGACCUCGCGGAUGACAUUCUAUCGCAAGUGGCAGCCGACAAAGAGCAGCCAGCCGCUCCAGCGGUUGAAAAACCCAGCAAACCCAAAAAGAAACGCGCUCGUGUGGAAGCGACCAAAUUCGACCACUCCGCCGAGCUGGCCAAGGAAUCGAAGAUUCGGGAGUCGGAGCAGCGCAUCGCAGAGGAAGAGCUCGCGGAAACUCCUGACAGCGUACUCGGGUUUGAGAAGCGCGUAGUGGCAGGCGGCAACUCGGCUGCGCUCUGGAUGGAGUACAUGGCCUUCCACCUGAAGAACGGCAGCCUGGAGGGUGCACGCGAAGUGGUCCGACGAGGGCUGGAGCGCAUCGAUUUCCGAGCGCUGCAGGAGCGACAGACGCUAUGGGUCGCCUACCUCAACAUGGAGUGCCUGUUCGGCGACCGCGUCAAGGAGGUGUUCCAGGAGUCGCUCCGUUUCAACCACCCCAAGACAAUGCACCUCAAGCUGGUGAACAUUUUUGUCAAGAACAGGCGUUUCGAGGACGCGGUCGAAAUAUGCGAUUCGGCGCUCAAGAAGUUCGGAAAAUCGAAAAAGGUAUGGAAUACCUAUCUGCGGCUGCUGUACGAGCACGUGCGUGACUUCGAGGCGGCCAGGCAGGUCUACGAAAAGUGCCUGGUCCGUAUACCGAGCCACAAGAAGGUUUACAUGAUCACGUCGACCGCAUUGCUCGAGUUCAAGCAUGCGUCUGCCGACCGCGGGCAGAUGCUGUUUGAGAAUUUGUUGCUGGACAACCCGCGGCGCAUGGACGUCUGGAUGCAGUACAUCUGCGCGUACAUAAAGUUCCAGCUGGAGGGCUCGGGGAAGAAGCGCCCUGAGGCGCUCCGUGCGGUGCGCAACCUCUUCCUGCGGAUCAUCACGCUGGACCUGAAACCAAAGAAGAUGAAGGUCAUCUUCCAGAAGUGGCUGGAGUUCGAAUGCACCCACGGCGACGACAAGUCGAAGGCGCUGGUUCAGCAGAAGGCGCUGGAGUACGUGGAGCACGUGGAGGCGAAGCUGAAGCCACAGGUGUAA
Molecule: messenger RNA, 1170 nt
Organism: Babesia bigemina
Lineage: Eukaryota; Apicomplexa; Aconoidasida; Piroplasmida; Babesiidae
Product: Protein RRP5 homolog
Exons: 5
Coding region: 1-1170 (389 amino acids)
Biological process (GO): rRNA processing
Cellular component (GO): nucleolus; nucleus; small-subunit processome
Molecular function (GO): RNA binding; protein binding
Source: RefSeq, a predicted model, not a curated record